GAAAACACAAAAGAAAGUUAAGUUACAGAAUCUGGAUCAUAAACUUUUCUGGGAAAUAUUGAAAAUUUCCCAGUAAUUUUGAUUCCCCAACACAUCAUCAGGUUCUGCUAAGCCAAACCCAUUAUUCAUUGACCCUUGAAGGUGGUUUAAACAAAUCAAUCAUCCUAAAUUUGUUAUGGUUUGAGUUUGUGUUCCAUAUUGGUGGAUUGAUUGAGGGUGUGGUGUGGUGAAUUGAGUCUGUUUGUUUUGUAAAACUGAUUUAUUAGAUUGGUGGAAGCAACAUGACGAAUCCUAAAAUACAAUCCACACCAGGAAGCUCAGGGUAUUUGGAUUUGUACCCUGAACGUAAAAUGGCAUUUUUUCAGAAUCCUUAUAUCCUUGGACUUGUUGCUGUUGCAGGCAUUGGUGGCUUGCUCUUUGGUUACGACACAGGUGUGAUAUCAGGAGCCCUUCUAUAUAUAAAAGAUGAUUUUGAAGCUGUUAGAGAAAGCAAUUUUCUGCAGGAAACAAUUGUGAGCAUGGCAAUUGCUGGUGCAAUUAUUGGAUCAGCAGCAGGUGGUUGGGUUAAUGAUGCUUACGGACGAAAGAACGCCACUCUCAUUGCUGAUGUUAUCUUCAUCUGUGGAUCAAUUGCCAUGGCUGCUGCACCAGAUCCUUAUGUUCUCAUUCUUGGCCGUCUUCUCGUUGGUUUCGGUGUUGGUAUUGCUUCUGUCACCGCUCCGGUCUACAUUGCCGAAGCAUCACCAUCUGAAAUAAGAGGAAGCUUAGUAAGCACUAACUCACUCAUGAUCACUGGUGGACAGCUUCUUUCAUACAUUGUUAACCUCGCUUUUACACGGGUCCCUGGGACAUGGCGAUGGAUGCUAGGAGUUGCAGCUGUGCCAGCAAUAGUUCAGUUCAUUCUCAUGCUAUGCCUGCCAGAAUCCCCAAGAUGGCUCUUUACAAAGAAUAGGAAAGAUGAAGCUAUUGAUGUGCUUUCUAAGAUCUAUGACUUGUCUCGGUUAGAGGAUGAAGUUGAUUUCCUAACAGCUCAAUCAGAGCAAGACCGCCAGAAAAGGAAGAAUGCCAAACUCGGGAAUGCUUUUAAAUCUAAAGAAAUCAGACUAGCAUUCCUUGUUGGAGCGGGGUUGUUGGCCUUUCAGCAGUUUACAGGCAUAAAUACAGUGAUGUACUACAGCCCAACAAUUGUCCAAAUGGCUGGCUUCCAGUCCAAUGAAUUGGCUCUUCAACUCUCCCUCAUAGUUGCUGCCAUGAAUGCAACUGGAACAAUUCUUGGCAUUUACUUAAUUGACCAUUCAGGGAGGAAGAAACUAGCACUUUGUAGCUUAGGAGGAGUGUUUGCAUCUCUGGUCCUAUUGUCCUUGGCAUUCUUAAACAAAUCAUCAUCUGCAAAUGACUGGUAUGGAUGGCUAGCAGUUUUGGGUUUAGUCCUUUACAUUGGAUUUUUCUCACCAGGAAUGGGACCUGUGCCAUGGACUGUGAACUCAGAGAUAUACCCUGAAGAGUACAGAGGAAUUUGUGGUGGCAUGUCAGCUACUGUGUGUUGGGUUUCAAACUUGGUUGUGUCACUGAGCUUUCUCUCAGUUGCCGAAGCUCUAGGGACUGGUACCACUUUCUUGAUCCUUGCUGGGAUAACUGUGCUUGCCUUUCUGUUUGUGCUUGUGUAUGUCCCUGAGACCAAAGGAUUGACUUUUGAUGAAGUGGAGCUGAUUUGGAAGGAGAGAGCUUGGGGCAAGAACACAGACUCAACAAACCUUCUUCAUGGGGAAAAUGAAUAUCAAUCCUAGAAUUCAGUGUGUUUGACCCAGCUGAGUGCAAUGUGAACCAAUUUUUAUCUCAAUUCAUAAAAAAACUUAGUUCACUUUUUUUUACCUCAAAAUGAAUGCUCAUAUUAUUUGCACAGGUUGAUAUCCAAACAUAGUCACCGCGCUGUUAGGAAAUUUUAUAUCUAGUAAUAUUUUAAAGUACAUUUCAUUUAUACACCCAUUAUCUCAUCCCUGAA
Molecule: messenger RNA, 2002 nt
Organism: Lotus japonicus
Lineage: Eukaryota; Viridiplantae; Streptophyta; Magnoliopsida; Fabales; Fabaceae
Product: inositol transporter 1-like
Exons: 5
Coding region: 282-1787 (501 amino acids)
Biological process (GO): transmembrane transport
Cellular component (GO): membrane
Molecular function (GO): myo-inositol:proton symporter activity
Source: RefSeq, a predicted model, not a curated record